AUGGCAUUCCGACUAACAACUUCCACUUUCGGGAGAUUCAACGCGUCAAAGAGGCACUUGCUUGACAAGGCUGCUGCCUCCCCAUUCGCAGGGUACAGAUGCUUCCUAAGCACUUCCACCGAGAUCGACGACAGCGUCACCCUCGGCGAGGGAAUCAAAGCCCCUCCGAUGGUGUACAUUGCUGGAGAAGAAAUGACCCAUUACACUUCUAACUUGAUCGUCGACCAAUGGAUCAAGCCAUACUUCAACGUAGAUGCAUGGGAACACUUUGAUCUUUCUUGUAAAGCUCGCGACGACAGUGACGACAAGGUUCUCCACGACGCCGUCGAAGCUGGAUCUCGAAUCGGCGCCAUUUUCAAGGAACCAACGAUUACUCCUAGUACUCUUCAAGUGAAGGAGAUGGGACUGUCCAAGGCAUUUGGAUCUCCCAAUGGAGCCAUGAGAAGAGGGUGGAAUGGAAUUACUAUUUCUCGCGAUACCAUCCAUAUUGAAGGUAUCGAACUUGGAUACAAGAAUCCAGUUUUCUUUGAGCGUCAUGCCGUCGGAGGUGAAUAUGGUGCUGGAUGGAAUGAAGUUGGUCAAGGAACGUUGUUGACCACUUACCUUCCAGAUGAUGGGGCCUCUCCAUUCGUUGUUGACAAGCGUGAUUUGACCGAUGACCACAAUGUCGUUGUCGUCUACCACAACCCUUACGACAACGUCGCAGAAUUGGCUCACCUUUUCUUCAAGAGAUGCCUUGAUGCCGAAAUCACACCAUAUGUAGUCACCAAGAAGACUGUCUUCAAGUGGCAAGAGGGCUUCUGGGAAACCAUGAAGAGCAUCUUCGACGAACACUACAAGGCCGAUUUUGAAAAGGCUGGCCUUUUGGAACGCUCUGGAGGUGACCUUCAGCAUCUUAUCUCCGAUGCUGCCACAAUGCAGUUGAUUCGCUGGACCGACGGUGGAUUCGGAAUGGCCGCACACAACUACGACGGUGAUAUGCUUACCGAUCAAAUCGCACAAGUCCACCGUUCGCCUGGAUUCAUCACAUCCAACCUUGUUGGACGAAGAGACGACGGUACCUUGAUUAAGGAAUUCGAGGCUUCCCACGGAACCGUUUCGGAUUUGUGGCAUGACCAUUUGGCUGGCAAGGAGACUUCUCUGAACCCAUUGGGUCUUGUUGAGGCUAUGAUUGGUGCUAUGCAACACGCUGCCACACUUCAAGCCGAAAAUAACCCAUCGGACGAAUCAGAGAUUGUCAAGGCCAAGGUUUUUAACUACACUGAGACCUUGCGAACGGCAAUGCACAACACCUUCCGAUACGGACAAGGAACAAGGGAUAUGUCCGGUCCAAGUGGAUUUACUACCGAAGAUUACAUUGCAAAGGUUGCGUGGCGUCUACAAAGAUAUCUUUCCAUGCAAGAUGAAGAUGUUCCACCUCCUGAAUUGCACGAACCCGACCGUAAAUACCGACGCAACUUUGAUAUUGAUGUUGAAGCCAUCAACGCAAUGUUCUCCAAGUACGACACCAAUGGAGACGGCCAGAUUGACUACGCAGAGUUCGAGGAGAUGAUGAUCAAGCUGAACAUUGCUCCCAAGGUUAAGGUCACGGGCGAGAAAGAGAAAGAUGUCUAA
Cylindrotheca closterium is the source of this 1614-nucleotide messenger RNA. Lineage: Eukaryota; Bacillariophyta; Bacillariophyceae; Bacillariales; Bacillariaceae. The record is from the annotation of a GenBank genome assembly.